Rhipicephalus microplus (southern cattle tick) is the source of this 651-nucleotide messenger RNA. RefSeq names its product piggyBac transposable element-derived protein 4. Lineage: Eukaryota; Metazoa; Arthropoda; Arachnida; Ixodida; Ixodidae. The record is from RefSeq and is a predicted model, not a curated record.
AUGGCAUCGCGGCAAAAGCGUGGUUUGACAGAAGACGAAAUUCUGCAACUUGUGUUUGACAGCGACGCCGAAAGUGACAUUUGUGAUGAUGAAGAUGUUUCAUUAGACGAUGGGGAGGAUCAAAGUGACGAAAGUAGUAGUGAUGAGGAGGAGGAAGAGAACGUGUGUGCAGCAGAAGAUUCGCUGGAUACUUUGCCGCCUUCUCCAAAGGCGCGAAAGAUGGAAGAAUGGCAAUGGAAAGAAGAUGACAGUGUGGAAAAUAUUGUCAAGCACUCCUUCAGCGGCCAGCCUGGCAUCAAGAGAUCCAUCGAGCUUCAAGUAGGUGGAAGUCCCACUGCUCUUGGAAUGUUCAAUGCGCUUCUACGAGUGGCGAUUUGGAGCAUCAUCGCGUUGCACACAAACGCCUUCGCACGCAAAAGGCAGCUUUUGCAUCCUGACUCCUCAUGGCAUGAAACAACCGCCGACGAAAUGAAAGCCUACUUCGCCUUGUGUGUGCUGAUGAGCGAAGUAAAGAAGAGUAGCAUUCAGUCCUACUGGUCGAUGAGGUCUGUUACCAGCAUACCAUUUUUUGCCACUGUGAUGUCAAGACAUCGUUUUUGGGCGCUGCCAGCGGUACCUGCAUUUCUGCAACAACAGCCUUCCCCAAAGUGA